This is a messenger RNA of Hevea brasiliensis (rubber tree), 747 nucleotides long. Its product is annotated as 40S ribosomal protein S23. Gene Ontology annotation, molecular function: structural constituent of ribosome. The record is from RefSeq and is a predicted model, not a curated record. Bases 152 to 580 code for a protein of 142 amino acids. Lineage: Eukaryota; Viridiplantae; Streptophyta; Magnoliopsida; Malpighiales; Euphorbiaceae. The transcript is spliced from 4 exons. Gene Ontology annotation, biological process: translation. Gene Ontology annotation, cellular component: cytosolic small ribosomal subunit; ribosome.
UAACAAGGGCAGAACCGUAAAAGAACACAGAACUAGGCAGACCUAACUAUAUAGCUCCAGGCAUAGAUGGAAAUUAGGGUUAGUUGUCACUUGGCCGGCUUCUUUCUCUGCCCAUCAAGCUCUCUCCUUCAGCCUCUGAUUCGCAGCCAUAAUGGGGAAAACAAGGGGAAUGGGAGCUGCUCGUAAGCUGAAAUCCCACCGUAGGAGGCAGAGGUGGGCUGACAAGGCUUACAAGAAGUCCCAUCUUGGGAAUGAGUGGAAGAAACCUUUUGCUGGGUCAUCCCAUGCCAAAGGCAUUGUUCUAGAAAAAAUUGGAAUUGAAGCUAAGCAGCCAAACUCUGCUAUCAGAAAAUGUGCUCGUGUUCAGCUGAUCAAGAAUGGGAAGAAGAUUGCUGCUUUUGUACCCAAUGAUGGUUGCUUGAACUACAUUGAGGAAAAUGAUGAAGUAUUGAUUGCUGGAUUUGGACGGAAGGGGCAUGCCGUUGGAGAUAUUCCUGGUGUCAGGUUCAAGGUUGUGAAGGUUUCUGGUGUCUCUCUUCUGGCACUAUUCAAAGAGAAAAAGGAAAAGCCUAGGUCUUAGGUUUUGUGUUACUCAUUCUCUACUCAAUUUGUGCUUUCAUAGAGAUGGUAGUGAGCAUUAUGUAAUGCAGAAAUCUGUGAACAACUAUUUCUUGCCCAAGAUUGAACUGGAGCCUGUUUUUCUUGAGAAUUCAAAAUUUUGGAAUAGCAAGCUGUUGAUGUUAUUGA